This is a messenger RNA of Aspergillus campestris IBT 28561, 1162 nucleotides long. RefSeq names its product Rer1 family protein. Lineage: Eukaryota; Fungi; Ascomycota; Eurotiomycetes; Eurotiales; Aspergillaceae. Bases 154 to 720 code for a protein of 188 amino acids. Gene Ontology annotation, biological process: retrograde vesicle-mediated transport, Golgi to endoplasmic reticulum; protein retention in ER lumen. The transcript is spliced from 4 exons. Gene Ontology annotation, cellular component: Golgi membrane. The record is from RefSeq and is a predicted model, not a curated record.
AUCGAUCUAUCUACUAUCUGUCGCGCCCCUCCUCUCACUCCUUCUUCUGUGAUUAAGGAACUCCGCUGUCUAUUAUACGGUACAUGCGCGCUGGUUAGCAGAGUGUACUCGUUCUUUUCUUGUUAUCGGUCAUUUAUUCGCCCGCGCUUCACAAUGGAUGUUCCUGAGCCCGAACAGACCCCGUUCACUGCGGUGACGGCGCAGACUUCGAAGAUCACCAGGAAAUACCAAGCCUGCCUCGAUGCUUCCACCCCGUUCACCACCUACCGUUGGGUAGGCACCGUCGUUCUCCUUCUCGUCUUCUUCUUGCGGAUCGUCCUGGUCCAGGGAUGGUAUAUUGUGGCGUACACGCUCGGUAUCUACCUCCUCAACCUGUUCCUCCUCUUCCUCCAGCCCAAGUUCGAUCCCUCCCUCACACACGACGAGGGCCUCGAAGACGGCGACGCCGCGGCCAGCCUGCCCACGAAGCAGGAUGAGGAGUUCCGGCCCUUCAUUCGCCGCCUGCCUGAGUUCAAGUUCUGGCACUCGGCUACCAGGGCCAUCGCCAUCGCUUUCCUGUGCUCGUGGUUCGCUUUCUUCGAUAUCCCCGUUUUCUGGCCUGUUCUGGUCAUGUACUGGAUUAUCCUUUUCGUCUUGACCAUGCGCCGCCAGAUCCAGCACAUGAUCAAGUACCGCUACGUGCCCUUCUCGUUCGGCAAGACGCGGUACGGUCAGGCAUAAUGGUCGACUGGAUCUAUUUCUCUUUUCCAGCCGUCCUUUCCUUCCAACCAACCGACCUAUUCUUGAAUUCUUAUACCUGGUAAAACCAUACCUUGUACGACUCGCCACGCUGUCCAUUUCGAUUCUCCUCGCCCACCCGCUCACCCGCCCCACCCAAAUGACGGAUCGCAAAUGGCUGGGGACUGACUGACCGGUGGAGUCGAGGAAGGAACUUAACCAAACUCUAGACGCUUCUAAUUACUGAUGAAUCGUGUACUCAACAUCCCAUCUAUCUCAUGAACACUACUUUAUUUAUCUAUGUACAGAACCUUUUAGUCCUGCCUUAUUUUAUUUUCUGUUUUUCUCAUAUCAUAUCAUAUCUUAUAUCUUAAUGUUGGUUGGUUCUUCGCUGUUCUGAGGAGAGCGGUCAUGUGUUGUUGUAUUACACAUAUAUUUGUUUCAG